Molecule: messenger RNA, 450 nt
Organism: Rangifer tarandus platyrhynchus (Svalbard reindeer)
Lineage: Eukaryota; Metazoa; Chordata; Mammalia; Artiodactyla; Cervidae
Source: the annotation of a GenBank genome assembly
AUGUGGCAAUACACUCAGGGUCUUAACCCACUGCAAGAGCUUGACGGUGACUAUUCAUCUUCCAAUCAUCUGGGCCCACCCUCUGCGGACGCAGAGCGUCUGUUGGUCAGACUGAUGGUCGGUUACGGCAGUCUCCGAGGCAAUGCAAUCUUGUCCUCGGCUUGGAAAGUCUCCGAACCGCUAGCUCAGAUCCUCUGCGGCGCUGCCCUGCAGGGAAAGCCGCCAGCCCAUUCUCAGGGGCGCGAGUGGAAGAAUCACACUGCAGCAGAGCCGGUGGCCCCGGUUAUCCUCCUAGAUCCGGACAGCGGCUUCCGAAGUGACAGCCACGUGGACUGCGGGGGACUAGAAUGUUGGCAUGGGGGGCGGGGCUGGAAGGGCGCCCGAGAGGUGAAGAAGGACCCGCGUACGCAUGCUCGGGCGCCGGCUGCCAGGCGACGCCACCGGGAGCGA